UAGUAUAAAAUCCCUCCCUAAGUUAUCAAGAGUUGUUAGCUCUUGAGUCACCACUCCAGGUAAACUGCUAAAGAGCCAUGAGGAACCUCUGACCUCAAGGUGGUUGAAGACAUUACUUCUGUCAGCACCACACUAUGGCUUUUGUCAGUGCACUGUUAAUGCUGCUGCCUGUUGCAUGGGCAUGCAUUCCCCAAAAAGCAGAUUACGUUAUGGUGUCAUGUUUCCCUAAUGCCAUAAUUGCCAACGUCCCAGAGUGUCCUUACGGCUGGGAGAUUGAACACUUGUCUCUCGGUGGAGUCUGUUACAAUGGAAUGCACAGCCCAGGUUACUACCGCUUCACCAUCCCAGAUCUCACACCCAAAAAUCACUCAUACUGUGGGACUCAGUCUGAGUACAUUUCCGGCAAAGACCCCAAAUACAUCUUCUACAACUCCAUUGUGUCCAACGAUACUUCACUGACAGUCAGAAACCAGCCUGUGAACUACACCUUCAGCUGCACGUACCGAGCAGCCUAUCUGGUUAAUAAUGCGGUCUUUAGCCAAAGAGUGGCUACAGUUUAUGUCAACAAUGGGAGUAUAGGCACUUUUAGAUCACAGUUGUCUAUGAAUGUGUUCACGAAUUCAAAGUUCCUGUAUGCCAAGGACGCUCCCUAUGUGAUUGAUACCUCUGAGAUCGGCUCUGAAGUAUUCAUUGGCAUCGAGGCAAAAGGUCUAAGUAACAGAUUCAAAGUUGUGAUAAACAACUGCUGGGCAACUCCUUCACCUUACUCCACAGACAGGAAAAGGUGGAGCCUCAUCAUUAACAGCUGCUCCUCUGACAACACUGUGACUAUUUUUGAGAACGCCAAAGACAGCCGCUCCAUGUUCAAGUUCAACUCUUUCCGCUUCCAGCGGCAGGAGAAGGUGUCCACUGUUUGGCUUCACUGUGAGGUCCAGGUCUGUGAUGGAGAAAUGAUCACCUGUCAGCCAAGCCCCUGCUCUGUGAGGAGUUUGUCAUCAGACGUAGACCCAAAUGGGGGGAUCCUUACUGCUGAAUUUCACAUUAAAGGUAAUCAGUCUUCUAAUAAUGGACACAUAACAGGCGUCUCAGUGCUCAUCCUGCUUGUGGUCCUGAUAAACACAUGUUAUGAUUUCAUCAACGGAUCAAGAAUUUUAUAAAACAAAAUCAUCAGUUUCCAUUAACACACAAACACAGAGGGGAGUGCCACCCAGGACUCAGGGAGCGUAUGAAUACAUUCCUCCCCACGCGAUCAUUAUCUCACAAUAUGAUUUUUAUUUCGCAUGUUUAUUGAUGCUUUGAACCUUGUGUGAUAUUUCACUCCUU
Molecule: messenger RNA, 1323 nt
Organism: Neolamprologus brichardi
Lineage: Eukaryota; Metazoa; Chordata; Actinopteri; Cichliformes; Cichlidae
Gene: tectb
Product: tectorin beta
Molecular function (GO): extracellular matrix structural constituent
Source: RefSeq, a predicted model, not a curated record